Molecule: messenger RNA, 8253 nt
Organism: Mytilus trossulus (common blue mussel)
Lineage: Eukaryota; Metazoa; Mollusca; Bivalvia; Mytilida; Mytilidae
Product: SH3 and multiple ankyrin repeat domains protein 2-like
Exons: 22
Coding region: 428-6334 (1968 amino acids)
Cellular component (GO): postsynaptic membrane; postsynaptic density; dendritic spine
Molecular function (GO): synaptic receptor adaptor activity; ionotropic glutamate receptor binding
Source: RefSeq, a predicted model, not a curated record
UAAACUUCCGGCGCGGAAAAUUCAAGUUUGCAGCUUUGAAAGUGUUGUUACAGAACACAAUGCAGCAGGUUGCAGUGCUCACAAUUUAUGCACCUGCUGAGGUUUUGUAGAUGUGGUGAAAUAAAAACAAAUCGGAAUAGUACAUGUAUGUGAAUUUGACUAAAGAGCUUGUGAAAUAUAAGAUAAACCAUUAAGACAAAAGGGCCACUGCAACUUAACAUAGUCAUACAGUUACCAUCAUUAGCUGGAUGCUUAACUUUUUAGAGAAAAAAGGAUAAAUCACAAAGGAAUAUUUGAUUAAUUUGCAUUGUUUAAAGUAUGGUGAAUUGGUGAAUAAUGAUGAUGAUGGAAUAAGAAGAUCGAAAAAAAGUCACGCCAUAAUGAGGUGUUAUUUGAAAUCAUAAAUUUGUGACAGAACUAGAAUGGGAUGACAGUAACAAUGAGUAAAUUUCACACAUCACCCACGAGACAUUACAACGGAGGACCCCAGGACUAUCAAAAUGGGGGACUAGAUGAGGGAGAUGUUAGUUUUAUAUCGGGUAGUCCAGCACAUGGAUACAAUGACGAGAACCAAACAGGGACUGUUUUUAUCAGGAUAUCUAUUCCAGAACUAAAAAUUCAGGUAAAAUGUUUACAGUUUGAGCUAGAUGAAACAGUAUGGCAUGCCAAACAAAGAUUGCUGACCAACUUUCCAGAGGAUUUGAGAGACUCGAUUAACUAUGGUCUGUAUAUGCCUCCUAUGAAUGGAAGAGCUGGCAAGUUUCUGGAUGAAGAAAGAUUUCUUAGUGAAUAUCCACUACAGGGACCAAUAGGAUUUCUGGAGUUCAAGCACAAGAAAAGAGUAUACAAACUAAUGCAUGUAAACCCAAGGAAGUUAAAACAGCUACAUACCAAAAGUUAUCUAAAAAGUUUUCUGGAGUGUGUAAAAAGUGGAAAUGUAGAAAAAGUAACAAAAAUGACCAACAAGGGGCUGGACCCUAACUUCCAUGAUCAUAGUACAGGGGAAACACCACUUACAAUGGCAUGUUCGAUAAAAGGAGGUAAAUGUAGAGAAAUAGUCCUGACACUAGUUGGUGGUGGAGGCCAUCUUGAUUUUAGGAACAAGAAAGGAAUGACCGCCUUACAUAAAGCUGUGCUGGUCAAAAAUCCCACAGCUGUUAAGGUGUUGUUAGAUCUUGGUUUGUCACCUAACAUGAAGGAUGCUAGAUGUUUGACACCCCUUUACUAUGGUAUAGCCCAUAAUUCAGACCCUGCCAUUACAGAAAUGUUACUGCAAGAAAGGGCAGUGAUAGGCUCUCAGGAUGAACAGGGGUGGUAUGAAAUUCAUCAUGCAUGUAAAGAAGGACUGUUGCAGCAUUUGGAACAUCUCUUGUUUUAUGGUGCUGACAUGGAUGUUCAGAAUGCAGGUGGAAAUACAGCUAUCCACAUUUGUGCUAUAAAUAAUCAGGAAUCUUGCCUUCGUGUUCUUUUAUUCCGUGGUGCUAAUAAAGAUAUACAAAACUACCAGAACCAGUCAGCUUUCCAGGUGGCAGUUAUAUCUGGGAACCAGGGCAUUGCAGAUAUACUCCAUAAACAUAAGUCAGAUGAUAUAGUGCAAUAUCGUGAAGUUCCAAAAUAUUCUGUGAGAAGACGGGAUUCUGUUGCUUCGGCAGCCAUGUUUGCUCUGUCAAGAAGUCGUAGUGAUCCCAGAAUAAACCUCAUCAUGGCAGAAGGCCGAUAUAUCAGUCCAUCAAACUCUACUCAAAGUUUUUCACAUUUAGACAAUAUUUCAUCCCCAUCAAGAGACUACAGCACAGACUCACCAAGGUCUAUGAGUAUUUCCAGUACCAGUUCAGGACCAGCAGGUUAUGAUUCACAUUUGUCCUUUUCUGAGAAUGAUGGAAUAUAUCAACGACCACAAAGUAUAUGUCUCCCAGGAUUUAAUGGAAGUGUUCGUAGCCUCACUCAUAUAAACAGUAUAUUCAAUAGACAAAAAAUGUUCCAAAGCCAUAGCACCUCAUUCAUUCCAGAGAGGCCAAAUACUAUUAGUGCCGCAUUUUCUGCUAGACUUGGAAUUAAUAACGCUAGGAGACGAUUGUCAGAAGUUUUUGACAAUGAUCAUGUGACUAGAAAUUAUGCAAAUAAUUGGUACAAUAUUAGUGCAGAACAGAUUCCAUAUUCUACCACUUAUUACAAACCUAACAUUGAAAAAUCGUCUAUGUGUAGUUCGUCAUCAGACAAUUUAAAGGAGUUGGAUGUAGAAUGGAAUUAUACAAAUGGAAUUAAAUAUUUUGACGAUAAAAUAAAGGAAGUGGAUGUAAUUUUGAAUAAACAAUCGUCACCCGAUAAAGAGAGUGAUACCUCUAGCGUUGUUUCAGCCAGAUGGAGGCCAUAUGACCAAUACGCUGUGAAACUUGAUAAUACAUCAAGUGAAAGUCAUGAAUCAAACCGACCUAAAAAAAAUUCUCAGUUGGUGACGCGACCAAGAAUUCCAAGACGCCUGUCCCUGAUUAAUGAGGAGCAGUACCUGAGUCUUAUCAAUAAAGAUGAUAGUAUUUUUAUCUGUGUUGUGGCGUAUGAAGCCAAAUAUCCAGAUGAGUUAUCCAUGAAGAAAGGAGAAAUAAUUGAAGUUGUGGGUACUGGAGACAAUGGAAUGUGGGAAGGUCGAGCCAAUGGACAGGAAGGAUUUUUCCCUUAUCAUCAUGUACAGGAAGUCAGACUGAGGAAAGCCGGUUCCUGUGGGGAUAUUUUACGGGAGACCACUUUACAAAGAAAUACCUUGGCAUCAAUAGUUCAUACAUACAGUGAUUAUGCUCCUAGAACUGUAGUAUUACAAAGAGGACCAGAGGGCUAUGGCUUUAUUCUCAGAGGAGCUAAAUCACAAAGUACAAGAAAUGGAGAGCUUGAUUUCCACCCUACACCAGAGUUCCCUGCCUUACAAUAUUUGGACAGUGUGGACCCAAGCAGUCGCGCAGAUAGAGCAGGUUUAAAACCUGGGGAUUUUAUAUUAGAGAUAAAUGGUGAAAAUGUGGUCCGUGCAUCGCAUGACCGAGUGGUACAGGUUAUACGUAACUCUGGAGAUACCCUGGCUAUGAAGGUAGUGACAGUAAGACCUCAACAGAACCCAGUAAAUUGGCAACAUAUAGAUGGUACAAUGACGCUGCCAUCAAGAGCUACCAGUAGUGCAAGUGCUGCUAGUAAAAAACAAGCACCCCAGCCACCACGAAGAGACCCAAGGACUUCACUUUCGAAAGAGAAGGGUAGACAGAUAGCAGAGGGACUGAGUGAAUUAGAUCAGCUAGAUUUAGCCUUGGCAGAAUUUGAAAGAGAAAACUUAGAACAACAUAAUGUAACAACUGAACAGAAAACAGCAUCCAUCAGAGCAAAACAUGCAUCAAAACGUGUCUCAUGUGUGGAUUUAUCAAACAUCGAAGGAUACGAUUCAGAAAAAAGUGACCAUAGAAGUCCGUCAGAAAGAAUUAUACAUAAAUACAAUAAUGAACGUAAACAGAGUGCUAUGGAACGAUCACAAAGUACGCCUGAUCUGUCCGACAAAAAGCCAGAGCCUGUAUAUGCAACACCUGUAGUACCAGGUUCUGCAGGUGUUCAACGUAGAAAUGACGGAACUUAUGUGUAUGCUGUUCCAGAAGACAGUCUUUCAAUGAAAAGUUCAACUUCAACUUCAGAAAGACCAAAGGGUCCACCACCGCCCCCACCUGGAGCUCUUGGGUUUAAAAGACCUGCUCCAGGUGUGCCGAAAGAUGAAGUAGUUGUUCAGCCAGCAAACGCUGAAAUGGUGUCUAUAAACACAAUAGGAAGUAGGACUUCAUUGUAUGCUAGACCAGAAAAGAUUUCAACAGCUCCUCAAGAUGAUUUCGAAUCAAGUUUUCGACCUGGUGCUUCAGCUAAAAUGACUGAUGAACCUAAAGUUAAAUCAAAGGCUCAUCAAAGAAAUUCUAGUCUUACUUCCACAAACUCUGGAGGAAGUCGCCAAAGUGACGACAAACACAGUGUAUCUUUUGCCGAGGAUAAAGUGUUAGACAAUGCUAAAACAUAUCUUCAAAAACAUCCAAAUGCAAAACUGCUUGUUACAGCAGAUGUACAUUCUAAUGUGAAGAAACAGACAGGCAAAUAUGAGCCAGAACCUGAUUAUGACAUUGAGGAUGACAAGGUCAAAAGUAAAGUUACUGUAAUUUCCAUUGGUGAUAGAAAAACAACUGAUUCAGAAAUGAAAAGAUAUUCUGUUCGUUCAGACAUUCCAGCUGGUAACAUUCCACCUCCGCCAUCUGAACCAGCUCCAACUCCACCAACAAAAACAAUAGCACCAGCUCAGACAACUGUAAAGUCUGCAGCUCCACAGCCAGCUAAAGCAGGAGCUACUCUGCCAUCUGCGGCAAAAUCUGCUGCUCCUAAACCUCCUUCGCCAAAAUCUAAAACACCAUCUCCAAAGGUAGAGCAGAAAAUAGUUACACAAAAGAAGGAGGAAGUAAAAAUUGAAAAUAUACCGUCUGCUCCCGCAGCGCCUCCAAUGCCACCAGCAGCACCUCCACCACCACCUGCUCCACCACUGCCACCAGCUGAGCCACCUGCUCCUCCCCUUCCAAAAUCAGUACCUCCAGCUUUGGAAAAAGCCAAGCAAAAUAAUACAACACCUCAAGGUAUUGAGACUAAUGAUCUAUUAGCUGCUGUUAGAAAACGUCAACAAAGGAUGGAUAUAGAAGGACCAAAAAUUUCAGCCUUACCUGAAAGUAAGGAUGGACCUCAAAAGGAUGACAAUCAAGCAGCCAUUAUAGCAGCCGUUGCUAGGCGAAGAAGAAUGCUUGAAGAAAAAGGAGACUCAUCAGUUAUUGAUGCCAUAGAAACAAAGCUACAAAAAACUAAGAAAUUACAGUCAGCAAAAUUAGCAUUCUCCAGUGAUAAUAUUGGGAAAACUCCAGAAAUGAAACCAAAAGUGACAAAACCAGUGGAGCCUAAAGCUAGUGUAAAUGAUCUUAAAUCAACAAUGGAAAGACAACCUCCUAAGGUUGAUAUAAAACCAAUGAAAAGUGUUGCAGUGAAAGGAAAGGAGCCAACAAAAAUUAUGAGUACAGUAAACGGAGGUGCUGUCAAAACACCUGUUAAAUUGGAGGUAAAAACAGACACCAAAAUAACUGAUUCUAGCAAGCCAAUUAUUACAAGCACACCAAAAACUGAAAAUAAGGAGAAUUCUGUCAGUUCGCCUCGUGGCACUGACUAUGUAGCUUUAGCUGAAAAAGCUCGCCAAGAUUACUUGCAGAAAAAAGCAAGUCAGACUUCACUUCGUGUAACUGCAACAAACAAUUCACCAAAAACGGUCAGUAAACCUGCAGACAGGUCAAAGUCUCCAGCAAAAACAAUACCAACAUCACCAUUAAUAGCUCAGAGUACAACAAAUACUACAAAAGUACCGAUUAGAGAUCAAAAUAAAAACAUUAUAACUACGGGUGUCCCUAAUGACAGGACCAAAGUGUUUAGUUCUGUAAGUCAAAUACCAAAUGGUAAUGUGAAAAACAUGUCAUCCAAAAAUAAGGACAAUGGUGUUUCAUCCUUAAAACCCACAAAGGAUAUAGAUGUGAUUGGUCAAAAUAAAACUUCUAUUAAAGACAGAAUAGCCAGUAUAAAUAAGACUGAACAAUCCAAGGUAAACAUGAAUGGUAAAGUUUCAAAUGAAAAAUUGAGUGUGAAAGGGGUAACUGUGGAAAGUUCAGGAACGGACAAAUCUUCUUUGCCGCCACCUCCUGAGUUUGGAGAUUCUGUGCAACUUGAAAUAAUUCCUCCGCCAAUGGGAUUUGAUAGCGGAAGUAACUAUAGUGAUAUAUCUAGACAAAGUUCUGUAUUUAAUCAGGAGGACAAUGAGAGUUUAGUUUCUUCUGUGUCAACUGUUUCUACUUUAUCAGACGAUCAAGCCGAUUCUGGAUAUGGUCGACAGCGCCAUAACUAUGAGGAAUUAAUAGCCCCUCCACCCCCUGGUUUUGGGGAUUUGAACUCAAAUCAGGGCUAUGACACAAUUCCAUCAGUCAUUCCACCUCCACCAAGCUUUGGGGAGGAAAAACGUGAUUUAAUGAACAAAUCCAGACAAGUGACGAAACCUUUUGGUUCCAAGUCUGUUGAUAACUGGCAAUGUCUUGACGUACUUGAUUGGUUAGACAGUUUAAAAUUAUCGCAAUAUAAGACAAGCUUUCAACAAAAGUGCAUUGACGGUAAAAGGUUGCAAAAUCUUACCCGGAAUGAUUAUUUGGACUUGGGAGUAACGCAAGUUGGUCAUCGCAUGAACUUAGAACGAUCAAUUAAGAAACUGAAUUUACCUAAAAAUGUUGUCUCAUCUAGUCACUUGUGAUUUUAUAAUUUCAUCCAGAAUCAUUCAUUUGUAUAAUAGUUAACAUAUUUGAAAAUUUUCAGAGCACAAUGACUUUGAACUUAAUGAGUGCUACAAUAUUUAUCUAUAUAAACUUAUCAUAUGUUACAACGAAAAAAAAACUGUUACCAUGAAAAAAGCAUGGUAUCAUUUGGUAUGAAUUAAAAUGAAAAACAUUUUGCCUAGAAAUCAGACACAUUUACUUUUCAAGUAUUUAAGAAUUUUAAAUUGUACUCAUUUUAAAACUUCUGUUGAUGUGUGACAACAACAAAAAUAUACAUAUUAAGCAGUUUUCAUGAUUGGACUGUGGAAUAAAUGCUUGAAUGGACUAUUUUAUGAAAGAAGGAAUCUGGUGUAAGGAAGGUUGUGAUGUAAAACAACAUAAGUUGUUGAAAAAAUCUGUGAUUUUUAAUUUAAAUUUGAAGUCUUCCAUAAGGUUGUAAUUAUAUCUUUUAAGGCAUAUAUAUUUUUUUCGUUUUAAGUAAUUAAAUGUGUGCCAAUUUAGAUACAUAGUCUGGUGACUCUGGGCAAUUUUAUUUUUCACAUUUGUCUUAUUAUAAACAGUUUUAAUGUUUAAUCUCUAUAUUUAUUAUUGUUUUCCAUAAUCAUUUUAAAAACAAACUAGUCUGUCAGAAUAAGAUUAUUUUCUAAUGAAUAUUAGAUAGUGGGAAAUACAUUUCAUCGUACAUCCUGAACUUUAUCAGAUGAGUGCUUUUGGUAUUUGAUUUUACUGAUACUUAUUUAUUUGUAAAUUAUUAUUUUUGGAGAUGCACUCCAUUUUUUUUUAUCAACACAGCCAUAUCUAUUCUCAAUAUCAUGUAGUUUUUUGUUUGAAAAAUACAUGAAAUGUUUCUCAGUAAGUGUUAAUAAAUUUUGUUUCCCCAAGAACAGUUAUCUUUUAUUUGCUUCUUGGCGAAUUUUGUAAUUUUGUUACUAAAAAUCUCAAAAUUUAGACAGAAUAUAUAUAUUGUUCAUUAUUAGAUUAAUAUUUUCAUGCAAUCAGUAUUUUUCUUUUAAUUUUACCUCAAACAUGGGAAUACUCAUAUUUCAAGAAAUUUUAUUGAUCAUAAUAAAUUAUUGGACAAAAUCCUUCUGUAUGAGGGGAGAUAACUCUAAUUUUGUUGAUCAUUACUAUUGGACAACAUCCUUCUGUAUGAGGGGAGAUAACUUGAGUGUCAUUGUUAUCUAGAUAGCAUUAUUUAGAAUUAGGGAAGAAUAAAGACAUUUUAAACUAGCAUUAGGACAGAUAAUAACACUAGUCUUGAAAGGUUCAAAAUAGAACUGGAUUUUUAAACUCUCUCUAUUUUGUUUUAAGACACAAUGUCUAGGAAAAAGCAUUAUUAGUUAUAUUUUGAAGAGCAAGUAUUUUCCUUGUUUUGUUUCCAGGUUUUAGUUUUUUCCUGUGAUACAUUUUUUUCAUAUCAUUAUUUCAUACUGGACCAUAUACAGUAUGCUGGCAAUCAUUUUGUACCAAUAUUGCUUCACUACAUUAGUAGUCCAAAUAUAGUAUGAUUUGUAAUUUUAACUUAUUGAGUGGCGUAUGUACUGGUUUAUGUACAGUGCUUUUGUGAAAUUAUUAUAAAAACAUUUUUUAUUGAUGAAAUUCAAAAUACUAGCAUGAUUCAAGACUAGUGCAUGUGUUGUUAUUAUAGAAUGUCAUCCACAUAUAAAAGUUGCCAUUUCAUCUAAAUUUCAGAGGCAUUUCCAUAGUUCAGUAAUCUCAAUAUUAAAAAUAAGAAGAUUUUCAGAUAGAAAUUAUGUUUUCAAUAAAUAUUAAAAGCAAACAAAAUUGAUUUUUGCAUUUGAAAAUAUUUAAUUGAUAUAUUGAUAUUUUUCUAUUUCCUUGAAAAUUUUCAUAUUAUUAAAAAAAAAUCUCUCCAUUUUUAUUAAAAAAAAUAUUU